ACUCGCAUAGUCGCAUGUGUUGUGUAAAGAGAAUCUGAGAAUCACAUUAUGUUGUAAAUUUCGGAAUUGUUUAACGUUUUCACACUCGAUUUUAUAUCUACGCCUUAAACGUGUUACGAAUAUUUUAAGUUUUGUCUUUUAUUAUAUUAUUUAUGAUCUCAAAACCUUAUCUUCGUUGCCUUUUAAACAGAUACAGAAGCUUCACUUUUGUUAAAGCAAACACGUCACGUUCCGGAAAUCAUCCUAGCAGGACUGAACAUCGUUAUUGCACGACCGACCAACAAAACAUGACGACACUGUCGGAAGUCGUCUCGACGUUGAAGAAGAUGGCACCGCUGUCGCUUGCCGAGUCUUGGGAUAAUGUUGGUUUAUUGGUGGAACCAGAAGUCCGGAAAUCCAUCGGCCGAGUUUUCCUCACCAACGACCUAACCGAGGACGUGCUUGAAGAAGCCGUGAGCGUCGACACCGACCUCAUCGUUUCCUAUCAUCCACCAGUGUUUACUCCGUUCAAAAGAAUUACUUCAGAUGCCUGGAAGAGUCGUAUCGUUAGUCGUUGUCUUGGUCGAGGAAUUGCUAUUUAUUCCCCUCAUACUUCGUGGGACACCGUGGAAAAUGGUUUAACCGAUUGGCUGAUAAGUUGUUUUAGUGGUACAGUGUCUACAAUACAACCACUAAACAUAAAUCCAGAAUUUAGCCAUGUCGUGACUCUAUCGGCGUCACUGAGCGAUAAUACUGCGUUGGGUGGAUUAGAAAUCAAAACCAUCGUGGAGUCGUCAGACUUUCAAGCUGACAAACAUUUCAAAGUUGUAAGCUGCAAUGAUUCUCAACUUCAAGUGUUAUGCAAUUCAAGUUCUUUAUUGACGCUGAAUAAAGUUGCCAAAUCUUCAAAAUGUAAUCUUUUUUUUUACGCCAACAAAAAUGAAUCGUUGCCGUCAUCUUCUACAGGGGCCGGUCGUUAUUGUCAAUUUAAUAACAGGUUGACGAUCAACGAUGCCAUUGAAAAGAUUAAACGUCAUUUGGGUGUCGACAAUUUAAUGAUAGCGCUUGCCAGAGGAUCGACAUUAGAAUCUUCGAUCAGCUCGGCUGCGGCCGUAGCCGGUUCAGGAGCGUCUGUGUUGCGCGGUGUCAACGCCGAUUUGUACUUGACCGGCGAGAUGUCUCACCACGAUGUGCUAGAUGCCGUGCACAAUAAGGUGACGGUCGUACUGGCCAAUCACAGCAACACCGAGCGGAACUACCUGAACGUGUUCGCCGGCCGACUACUCGAAGAGAUGCCGCAGUUGAACGUUCAUGUAUCGAAAGUUGACCGAGAUCCGUUGAUGUUCGUUUGAUUAUUAUAAUAAUAUAUAUAAUAUAUUAAAUGCUAUUG
This is a messenger RNA of Rhopalosiphum maidis (corn leaf aphid), 1369 nucleotides long. It is a transcript of the gene Ciao1, whose product is annotated as probable cytosolic iron-sulfur protein assembly protein Ciao1. NCBI's taxonomy places the organism in Eukaryota, Metazoa, Arthropoda, Insecta, Hemiptera, Aphididae. The record is from RefSeq and is a predicted model, not a curated record. The coding region runs from base 153 to 1331 and encodes 392 amino acids. The transcript has 7 exons. Gene Ontology annotation, biological process: iron-sulfur cluster assembly. Gene Ontology annotation, cellular component: cytoplasm; mitochondrion; cytosolic [4Fe-4S] assembly targeting complex. Gene Ontology annotation, molecular function: protein binding.